Anoplopoma fimbria (sablefish) is the source of this 1664-nucleotide messenger RNA. RefSeq names its product chromosome 17 C6orf89 homolog (gene c17h6orf89). The record is from RefSeq and is a predicted model, not a curated record. Gene Ontology annotation, cellular component: Golgi membrane; nucleolus. The transcript is spliced from 8 exons. Bases 267 to 1265 code for a protein of 332 amino acids. NCBI's taxonomy places the organism in Eukaryota, Metazoa, Chordata, Actinopteri, Perciformes, Anoplopomatidae.
UGAGCGUCAUUUCCUACCAUCAAAACAAACACCAAAGAAGAAGAAUUAACAUCUGCUUCCGGGCUGUGUGUUUGUGGGAGCCAUGUCACUUAACUAGAAAGCUAGUUUGAUUAAAAAAUACAUUUAUUUCUGCAUUUAACACGAAGAAGAACAGACGCCUCUCUGCUGCGCUGGAUGCCAUUCUAAGUUGACACCAUGAUCCUGGAGACCGCAGCAGCUGAACAUCGACGCGUUUGACCGAGAAGGCUGCAGCCAACGCCGUCGUCAUGGGAACGACGACGAGCGAGCCGUGCAUCUACGACAAGCUGUCGGAGAGCAUCGACAUCCUCCGGCAGUCGGGCUACCGCUACGGCAUGUCGGAGAGGGAGAUCGAGAGGUUCAUCAAGCAGGUGCUGGAGACCAACGAGCCGAGGAGAGAGCCUCCACAGUUCCCCAUCCUGAGAGCCACCAUAAAGUUUGUGGUGGCGGUGGGCUUCCUGCUGGUGGCGUUUCUCGCCUUCACGUACCCUCAGAGCGGCCCACAGCUGGGUCUGGUCAACCUCGGCUGUUACAACUGGUCGUCCCCCCUCAGCCACGUCCGCCUGCUGUCCCUGCCCAUCGCCAAGAAGUACAACCUGCAAGGUUUCCAUGAAUGGUGGAGUGCCGGCUCUCUCAGGCAGAACCUGGUCAACUGUUCUGGCUGUGCGGAGAUCUCCUCGGUGCUGGAGGUCCCGGAGAGCCUCAGAGGGACGGUGGCUCUGCGACGGGGGCCGCAGCUCGUCCUGCUAAAGGGUGGGGAGUCCCUCAGCGUGCAGCGGCAGCAGCUCGAGGAGCUCUACUUGGCUCAUUCAGGCUCCAUGUCCAUCCUGCUGGAGGAGGACGACGGUCUGCCCAACCAUAACCUGGGCCUCCCCCAAGGACCCGCCAACUUCACUCUGCUCUGGAGGUUCAGCUCUGGGACCAGGGAGAAGGUCUUGAGGUGGCUCUUCCCGAAGGCGGAGCUCUGCCCCCUGCUGGACAGUGCUGGGACCAUCGUGCAGCGCUGCCUGGUCACCCACAGCACAAACUCCCAGAGCAAAGGUGUCGGGGUGUUCGGCUGGCUGGUGGUCGGCGAGGGUCUUCCAACGGUUCGAGUUCUGCCCGUUCAACGCUGCCAGAAACACUGCAGCUCCUUCAACCUGUGGCUGACACCUGGAGACAUGGUCUACGCCGACCCUCGGUACUGGCAGAUGGAGCUGUUCCCGGGCCGAGGCCAGAACAUCAUCUGUGACGGAUCGGCCUUCUAAAGUUCAGGUGGAAGCAAAAGGACAGAGUUCAGGACGUGCAGAUCGGCUGUGAAUGUAGAAUUAGGGAGCUCGCCGGCCUUUCUGUGGCCCCGCCCACUGAUGCCUUACAACCCUCCAGUCUUUUUUCUUCUGACCCCUUCCGUCCGUUGGAAAAAUCCUCCCAGCAUCCUCAAAAAACUGGAAACCACUGCACACAUUACGCCAGUUUGAACAAAAAAGGGAUUUCCUGCAGGUUUAGAGAGUCGUCGUCCGAGGACUGAGAAACGAAACGACUGACUUCGUCUUUGUGUAUUUUAAACUCUCUGCAGCAGCUUCGAUGUUGUGGAUGUGCUGUGCUCGUGCCAUAGCUUCAAGCUGAUCUCUAGCAAUUAAAAACACUUCAUCAAACCGUUGGGUGUG